AUGUCUUACAGAGGACCAUUGAACAGUCUCAAUGGUAUGAACGAGGGUCGCCCGAUCAACCCAUAUGGGGGGAAUCAAAAACAGUCUCAAUCGUACUUUGAUUGGAGCGAAUUGAAACGUAAGGUGGACCGUCAAAUAAAGAAAAUUGAAGACUUAACUGAUCAUCCAUUGGUAGAUUACAUUAGACCCUACGUGCCAGCAUUAGCAAGAUUUUUCAUCGUAGCUACAUUUUAUGAAGAUUCAUUCCGUAUUACAUCUCAAUGGUCUGAUCAAAUCUUUUAUCUGCACAAAUGGAAACGUUAUCCAUACUUCUUUGUGGUUUUAUUUUUAAUUGCAGUGACUAUUUCCAUGUUAAUUGGAGCAACGAUGUUAAUCCUACGGAAACAAACUGUUUAUGCUACGGGGAUAUUGUGUUCAUGUAUUGUUUCUCAGGCCUUGGUUUAUGGAUUGUUUACGGGUUCUUCAUUCGUUUUAAGAAACAUCAGUGUUAUUGGUGGACUUCUGAUUGCCUUUAGUGAUUCCAUUGUUAAAAACAGAACUACAUUUGGUAUGUUACCUGAAUUAAAUAGUAAAGAUGGGAGAACCAAAGGUUAUUUGCUAUUAGCGGGUCGUAUUUUGAUCGUCUUGCUUUUCAUUACUUUCACUUUGAGUAAAUCGUGGUUUACAGUUUUCAUUACUAUUGUCAAUACCAUCUGCUUUGCUAUUGGCUAUAAAACAAAGCUUGCAUCAAUUACUCUGGGUUUGAUCCUAACUUUCUACAACAUUACUUUGAACAACUAUUGGUUUUACGAUCAAACCAAGAGGGACUUUUUAAAAUACGAAUUCUAUCAAAAUUUGAGCAUUAUCGGUGCGCUACUGCUUGUAACUAACACCGGUGGUGGAGAAUUAUCCGUUGAUGAAAAGAAGAAGAUCUAUUGA
Molecule: messenger RNA, 918 nt
Organism: Zygosaccharomyces rouxii
Lineage: Eukaryota; Fungi; Ascomycota; Saccharomycetes; Saccharomycetales; Saccharomycetaceae
Gene: ERV29
Product: protein ERV29
Exons: 1
Coding region: 1-918 (305 amino acids)
Biological process (GO): Golgi organization
Cellular component (GO): membrane; endoplasmic reticulum-Golgi intermediate compartment; endoplasmic reticulum
Source: RefSeq, a predicted model, not a curated record